AAAUCAACUAUAAAUAAUUUUAAUUCCAUUAAGUCAUCAUUAUUCUCCUCCUGUGCGGCUGCUUUUGUUGUAACCCGAUGUUUUUUCUGGCUUUUCCCAACGUCUGAGGAGGAGAAGGGGCUAUGUUUACGGAGGGAUUCGAUCCUGUAACAUGGCGACCUCUCUGAUAGUGUACUUGCAGCACAAAAUGAGUUCAACAUGCAAGUAGAAAUUUUUCCUCCGGAGCCUCUCAUUGAGUUCACAAGAUUCAUAAGGCCCCAAAUCCUACUGAAUUGCAGCGGCACUUCAUGCAUUUUAAGCUAGGAGGGCUUAUUCGGCCGUGACCUUGGGUUCUCGGCCGAAAAUGUCUUUUGUAGUCCGGGGGCGAGGUUUUUGCUACGAGAUUUCUUUUGGAUAAUUUUAUCUCAUUUCAGCAACCCUCUAUUUCUUUAGUAAGGUUAAAGAAAUUUAUAUGUUUGUCACAUUUCCCAGGGUUUCUAACCUGAAAAUCGCUGGGAGAUAUUUGGUGAGGAUUAAGGGUUUUAUUAAAGAUUAGGUGUGCUGGAGAAUGUUCGAAGGGUUCCUAAUCCUUUGUUUAUUUCUGCUGGGUCUUUAGGAAGUAAGAUGAAAUGCCGGGGCUAAUUUGGAAUUUGGGAGAAUUGAGAGAGUAGAGGGUGCCAAAGGAUUUUGAAUUUGGAGAGAACUGGUGUUGAAAUGGGCUGUUUUCCAUGCUUUGGAUCUAAAAAGGAAAAUAAAUUCAAUCCGGCCACUAAGAAGGACAGUUUCAAGGAAGCGCAGGUUAAUUGUUCAAAUGGUGCCCACCCUUCAACUGUACCUUCAGCUACAAAAAACUUCAGACCCGACUAUCUUCUGGGUGAAGGUGGUUUUGGCCGAGUGUACAAAGGGCUUUUAGAGAGUACAGGCCAGGUUGUUGCUGUUAAGCAGCUAGAUAGAAAUGGACUACAAGGAAGCAGGGAGUUUCUUGUGGAAGUGCUGAUGCUUAGCCUUCUGCACCAUCCUAAUUUAGUCAACUUGAUUGGUUGUUGCGCAGAAGGUGAUCAACGACUUUUGGUCUAUGAAUAUAUGCCCAUGGGCUCCUUGGAAGAUCAUCUUCAUGAUCUUCCACCUGAUAAGGAGCCAUUGGAUUGGAACACAAGGAUGAAGAUUGCAGCUGGUGCUGCUCGAGGACUGGAGUACUUGCAUGAUAAGGCGAACCCCCCUGUUAUCUAUCGUGAUUUUAAAUCAUCAAAUAUUUUGUUAGAUGAUAAUUUUAAUCCGAAAUUAUCAGACUUUGGUCUGGCCAAACUUGGACCAGUUGGUGAUAAAACACACGUCUCUACAAGAGUAAUGGGGACAUAUGGCUAUUGUGCUCCAGAGUAUGCUAUGACAGGCCAGUUGACUUUGAAAUCUGAUGUCUACAGUUAUGGCGUGGUUUUGUUAGAGUUGAUUACAGGAAGAAAGGCCAUUGAUAAAUGUCGAGCUGCUGGAGAGCAUAAUCUUGUAGCCUGGGCACGACCUCUAUUCAGAGACCGCAGAAAAUUUCCACAGAUGGCGGAUCGUUUGUUACAAGGUCGUUAUCCAAUGCGUGGGUUGUAUCAAGCUCUUGCUGUUGCAGCAAUGUGUCUUCAGGAACAAGCUGCUACUCGCCCUCUUAUUGGUGAUGUUGUAACCGCACUUGCUUACCUGGCUUCUCAAACAUAUGACCCUAGUCUGCAGCCUGGUCAGAGUAAUAGAUUUGCUCCAGGAACACCUAGAGAGAAGAAAGAUAAGAGAUUGAGUGAUGUUACAGAAUGCCAGGAUGAAGUGUUGCAGAAGGAUCGAGGCAGAAGACAAGCUGGUUUUCAAUCACCAUCUCAGAAUUCACCGGAGCUGCCCCAGAAAAAUAUUACUAGACAACAUUCAAUUGCUGGGAGUGAAAUUUCCAGAGGUCAGGAAAAAGGAUCAGGGAGAAGAAGUUUGGAUGAUUUUGAGAAACGGGAAGGUCAGAGGGAUAGCCCUAGCUAUGCUGGAAGAGGUAGAGAAGGCCAGAAGAACUUUGCAUCAAACCGUGAGCGGGAGCGUGCUGUUGCUGAGGCUAAGAUUUGGGGAGAAAAUUGGAGAGAGAAAAUGAGAGCAAAUCAACAAGGUGGGAGCUUCGAUGGUGGUAUAGGAUAGAAAACUUGCAUGUCUAUUAGAAUGUACAUGCUGUGACCAUGAGCAGGGGUAUGCUGUUGCUGAGGCUAAGAUAUGGGUAGAAAAUUGGAGAGAAGAAAAGAUGAGCAAGUCAACAAAGGUGGGAGUUUUGAUGGUGGUAGAGGAUAGAAAAUUUGUAUGUCUAUUUAGAAUGUACUUGCUUUGGUUCUUCCAGAAGAGCCCGAGUCACACUUGUUAGUUGACAGGAAACAUGAGUUCGUGAAUACCCAUUUUGAAGUUUGGUGGAUGUAUCAGUGUUGUCUUGAUUGUUUUGAGGAUACCAUUUGGCCUAUCUUUUAGAGGAAAUCAAGCAGUAUGUGCAAAUGCAGAAGAGGAUAAUUUAAUCACAUCUAAGGAUUUUUUUAAUGCCAAUGAAGAAGCUUUUGAUGUAUUUGGAUAACCAGAAUUUAAAUAGUUCUUUUGGGCUGCAGGGCCAUCUGCAUUCAUGAAAUAGGAUAGUGCAUCUUGUCCUUUCUAAGACAGUGGAUGACAGCUUGGUAGAAUUUGUACAUUAACAAGGCAGGCUACCCAGAACCUUGUGUAAGGCAUUGAGAUGGAGCAUGAACAAUGGAAUGGUGAUGUCUGACAAUGCAUCUUUUCUCCAAGGAGGUAGUUGAACAACUAUAUGCCCAACAGUCAUUUACGUAUAUGUUUCAUGUUCCUUUACACAGUUCAAAUGUGGGAAAGAAGGGAAGGUGUCAAGUCUCUGUCAUGAAGUGUGGAUUUACAUUCUUGAAUGGUUCCUGUAUUAUGUAGAAUUUCGAGGACAAAAUGAGAGGCAAUUUUAUUCAAUGUAUUCAUUCUGUGAUAUUCAGGUAUUCUUCCUCUAUGUCAGUGGUUCUCUCUUAGGCCUCAGCCAGGUGGAACCUAUGUUACAAUGAGUUGCUUUUCUGACUUGUAGACAGCAAUGUAAUAUUAUUUUGUAUUUUUAAGAAUUUAUAACAUAUCACAUCCCAUUAUACUGUUCA
Molecule: messenger RNA, 3119 nt
Organism: Cryptomeria japonica (Japanese cedar)
Lineage: Eukaryota; Viridiplantae; Streptophyta; Pinopsida; Cupressales; Cupressaceae
Product: probable serine/threonine-protein kinase PBL7
Exons: 5
Coding region: 694-2133 (479 amino acids)
Biological process (GO): protein phosphorylation
Molecular function (GO): ATP binding; protein kinase activity
Source: RefSeq, a predicted model, not a curated record